Molecule: messenger RNA, 2412 nt
Organism: Aegilops tauschii subsp. strangulata
Lineage: Eukaryota; Viridiplantae; Streptophyta; Magnoliopsida; Poales; Poaceae
Product: protein tesmin/TSO1-like CXC 6
Biological process (GO): regulation of DNA-templated transcription
Cellular component (GO): nucleus
Source: RefSeq, a predicted model, not a curated record
AGAGAGAGAAAGGGCGGAAGCAGCAGCUGCAAGAGGGAAAAUCCUCUAAUCCCCCCACCCCGGCCCUCCCGAAAUCCGCCAUUCGCCGCCCCUCCCGCACGCACGCACGCGCCGGAGCGCGCGGCAAUCCGGGCCCGUCCUCGGCGCCCCGCCCCCGCCUGAUCUGGAGCCGCCGGCCGCGAUCUCGCCGCGGCCGCGCCGGAUUGGGCGGCCGUUUCCAGCGGAGGCCGGGCCGUUUUUGAUCUGCUAGCUCCCCGGGCUGAGCGGAUAGAUGGCGGGGAAGGAGCAGGCCGGCGCGGGCGCGGGCGGGGCCGGGAGCGGCCCCCCGCCGCGAGUGCCAGUGCCCGCGGUUUCCACGCAGCCGCCGAUUAAGAAGCUGGUCAGGCAGCUCGACUUCAACUACGGGAACCCCGCCAUGGCGGCCGCCGCCGCCGCCGCUUCCCGGACGGUGCAGCCGAGGGCGCUGCAGGUCGGGUACCCGCAGCCGCACCAGCUGAGGGCCGCGCUGCCCAUGGGGGUGCCACAUCAGCUGCAGCCGCGGGGGCUGCCCGUGAUGCGGCCGCAUCAGAUGGUGCAUGCGCCGCUGCCGCGGCCGGCACUGCCGAUGGCGAUGCCCGUGCCCGUGCCGCAGGCUCGGUCGGCCCUGCCGCAGCCCGUACAGCGCCCGCCGGUCGCCGUUCCCUUGAAGCCAGAGUCACCAAAACCACGUGGACGGCUGUAUGAUGGGAAAGAUGGCACACCUACGAAGAAGAAGUGCUGCAAUUGUCGGCACUCCAAAUGUUUGAAGCUGUACUGUGAAUGUUUUGCAUCUGGUAUUUAUUGUGAUGGAUGCAACUGCACCAAUUGUUUUAAUAAUGUUGAGAAUGAGGUGGCUAGGCGUGAAGCUAUAGAGGCUACACUGGAGCGCAAUCCAGAUGCGUUCAGACCUAAGAUUGGGAGUAGCCCACACACAAAUCGGAAUAAUAUGGAGGUAGCUGGUGAUCUCCCUUUAAUAGGGAAGCAUAAUAAAGGGUGCCACUGCAAGAAGUCAGGAUGCCUCAAGAAAUACUGUGAAUGCUUCCAAGCUAAUAUACUAUGCUCUGAAAAUUGCAAGUGUAUGGAUUGCAAGAACUUCGACGGGAGUGAAGAUAGAAAACAUCUUAAUUUUGAUCACAAAAAUGUCAUUCACAUGCAACAAGCAGCAAAUGCAGCAGUAAAUGGUGCUAUUGGAGCAACUGCAUUGUCGUCGCCUUCCACAUCUAGGAAGAGAAAGCACAUCGAUUCUUCACUUGACCUUUCGACCAAGGAACAUUUAGCUAUCAGGAAUGGUCAACUAUCUCAGGUUAUUUAUCAGAAGAACGCAAUGGCCUCCGAUGGUUCACUUCCAAUAGGCCAGUCUGCGCAUCCUCAUAUGAUGGGGCCCUUUAAAGUCACCUACAGGCCUCUUUUAGCGGAUAUUAUUCAGCCAGGGGAUGUAAAGGAGCUAUGUAAACUUUUGGUGACAGUAUCGGGACAGGCUGCUAAGGCAUAUACUGGUCGGAAAAUCCAGGAAGAGAAGGUUGCAGAGAAGGAAGAUGGAGUGGGAGGUUCUCUAGCAUUGACAAACCAUGAUAGAGAAGGCAAAAGUAAAGAUCAAAAUCAUCGAAAAAUAUCAAUUGAUGAUCAUUCAAGUGGAGGAGCUGAUAUGGGCAAGGCAUCUCUAGACGAUUCCAGACCUGAUUGCACUGAUGACCAGAAGUCCAGUAGACCAAUGUCUCCCGGAACACUAGCGUUGCUGUGUGAUGAACAAGAUGCUAUGUUUGCAACUUCUCAAAAUGCUGUUGCUCCGCCAGCAAUAGAUGUCGAUCAGAACCGGUCGGAACUGUAUGCAGAGCAGGAAAGGUGUGUGUUGACAGAAUUCCGCGAUUGCCUGCGUAAGCUUGUGCAAUACGGUAGAAUGAAAGAGGAGAAGUACUCCAUGGCAAUCAGAUCUGAAGUGACCGGGCAUCCAGGGCAGGUAAAUGGUGCCCUGCGGAUACCGUAUCCAAAAGUAGAUGUACCUGUUGUAAAAACAUUUCCUCAGAGUUCCAGCAAACAUCUUGUUGCUGGGAACCCUUCGAGUGGGCAUUUAGACAAAAGACUGAAGCCUGAGAACACAUAGUUCGCCUCAGGUCUGUAUUUGGGGUACAAGAAUCAUCAUGUUUGUGCACCUUCUAACAGGUUGACCGGGGGCAUGUACCUGUCUUGAUGAUUUAAUUUAGGUUAAAGAAGUUCCUAUUUAUUCUCCUUGGUCAGAAUAAGUGUAAUCUUGGAUAGUUUAGUCCUAGAGUCACCUUUAGCCUCAUGUUGUUGUGUACCAUUUUAGUUCCUUCUUCUUUUUUAGUGUUUUGAUGGUGAAGUUCUUCUCUCCAAUCGUCAUACUAAUAUAAGCUUGGAUGAAACUGUGCCAUGUAA